AUGGCUCUCUUUGUAGUCCUUCAGACAACAUUCCUCUUGGUAUUGCUACCUUCGAGAACUUUCCAGAAAGAAGUACUGUCUGAACCUGUGCCACUGACUCCUGAAUCACUUAAGGUGUCCAUCAAUUCUCCACGCCAACGUUUGAAUCUACAAUGGAGUGUCCACAACUUUCUUAAUCAUCCAGAACAACAAAUGAUUUUUCAGAUAGAGAUCAGUAGAAUUAACACAUCCAAUAUCAUCUGGGUGGGGAACUACAGUGCCAUUGUGAAGUGGAACCAAGUUCUGCAUUGGAGCUGGGAAUCUGAACUUCCUUUGGAAUGUGCAACACAUUUUGUAAGAAUAAGGAGUAUGAUGGAUGACUCCACAUUCCCCAAGCCAAAGUCCUGGAGCAAAUGGACUUCAUGGGAGGAAGUAGAUGUACAUGAUACACUUGGACAUGAUACACUCUUCGUUUUCCCCAAAGAUAAACUGGUGGAAGAAGGUGCUAAUGUCACCUUUUGUUACGUUUUUAAGAGCAAUGAGAAUAACGUAUCCUGUCAUUUGGAAGGCGAACAGGUCCAUGGAGAACAGCUUACUUCAAAUGUAUCUGCAUUCAAAUUGAAUAAUGUUCCUUUCAUCAGACGAACAGGGACAAAUAUCUAUUGUAAAGUGAAUGGAGGAGAACCUGCAGCAGGCAUCGUUCUCUAUGUAUCAAAAAUACUGGAGGAGCCCAAGGACUUUUCUUGUGAAACCCGGGACUUGAAGACUUUGAACUGUACUUGGGAUUCUGGGGAUGACACUGGUUUACAAAUACAGUCUUCCCAAAGCUACACUUUAUUUGAAUCAUUUUCCCAGAAAAAGAAAGUUUGUAAACACAAAAACUGGUGCACUUGGCAAGUAACUCAAGACUCUCAAGGAAUGUAUAACUUUACACUCAUGGCUGAAAACUACUUAAGAAAGAGAAGUGUCACUCUUGUUUUUCAACUGACUCAUCAAGUUCAUCCAAUGAGGCCCCAUUAUUUCUCUGUUGAAAAUAUAAAUUCCACAAAUGCCACUGUGACCUGGAAGGUCCACCCCAUUGGGAAUAAUUCCACAUUUUUGUGUCAGGUUGAACUACAUCAUGAGGGACAAGUGAUACAAAAAAAUGUUUCGAUCAAGGUGCAUGGUGAAUGCCUUCUAAGUGAAAUGGAGCCUGACACACAUUAUUUUGCCCGGGUACGCUGUGCUUAUGGCAGCCACUUCUGGAAAUGGAGUGAAUGGAUUGGUCAGAAAUUCACCACACUCGAAGCUGCUCCCUCAGUGGCUCCCGAUGUUUGGAGGAAGGUGAAGUCAGUACCAGGAGGUUAUAAUGUGACAUUAUUCUGGAAGCCAUUACCAAAAUUUCAUGCAAAUGGAAAAAUUCUAUUCUAUAAUAUAGCUGUGGAAAAUCUAGACGAACUAUCCAAAUUCAAUCUCUCCAUUCCUGCACCCCUCAAUGACACAGAACUAACCCUCAACCAUUAUUCUUACCAAGUUCGCAUCACAGCAAAUAACCGUGUGGGCACUUCUCCUGCUUCGGUAAUUGUCAUCUCUGGAGACUCUGGAGACAAAGAGAUUAAAGAAGAAAGAGUUGAAGGCAGAGAAGAUGGGUUCUCUCUGUCUUGGAAGCCUCAAUCUGGAGAUGCUGUAGGCUAUGUUGUGGAGUGGUGUGACCAUCCCCAGGACCCGCUCUGUGGUCUCCAGUGGAAAAAACUAGGCCCGAACACCACAAGUACCGUCGUCAGCUCAGAUUCUUUCAGACCAGGGGUCAGAUACAGCUUCAGAAUUUAUGAAUUAUCUUCAAAUUUGACUGCUUCUUUAUUAGGGAAAAAAACAGGCUACUCCCAAGAACUGGCUCCUUCCAGUAAUCCUAAAGUGGCCACAGAUAGCUUGACAUCCCGCUCCUUUACUCUGAAUUGGCAAGGUUAUUCCACUGAAUCACAACCUGGCUUCAUAAAAGGAUACUAUGUCUAUCUGAAAUCCAGGAUGGAGCAGUGCACCCCAGGAUUCAAAAGGGACAAUCUCUCAGAUGUUUCAGAAGCUUGCAAAUACAAAAUUGACAACCCAGAACAAAAGAUUUUCGUUGUGGAAAAUCUACAGCCAGAAUCUUUCUAUGAAGUUUUUGUCACUCCAUACACAAGUGCCGGUGAGGGCCCCAAAGGUACUUUCAUAAAAGUCACCACUCCAGAUGAAUAUGCCCAUGUGCUGACACGCAUCACACUCCCCGUGCUCCUCAGCAUCUUAUUCAUCAUGAUCAUUUGCUACUUGAAAAUUCAGUGGGUGAAGGAGAAGUGUUUCCCUGACAUUCCAGACCCUUACAAGAGCAGCGUCCUGUCGCUGAUAAAUUCCAAGGAGAACACUCACCUAACAAUAAUGAACCUCAAGGACUGCAUCCCAGAUGCUAUUGAGGUUGUAAACAAGCCAGAAGGAAGUAAGCCCCAGUCCUCGGGCACUGAGAAGUCACUCACAGAAACUGAAUUUACCAAGCCUGCAACCUACUUUUACCUCCUUCCAACGGAAAAGAAUCCCUCACGCCCAGGCCCCUGCAUGUGCUUUGAGAACUUUACCUAUAAUGAGGCAGCUUCUGACCUUAGUUUUUGUGGCCAUAUCCCAGUGCCACCUAACGCCCCACCAAGUCAGCUGGGACUAUGGAACACUCCUGAAAAUUUACUAAAGGCACAAGAGAAAGACUUCAUGAACUUCCUGGGAGAAAACCCAGCUGGAGAAACUAGUCUGAAUUAUGUGUCCCAGUUGGCUUCCCCCACGCCUGGAGAUAAGGACAGUCUUCCAACUGAUCCACCAGUGCCAGCACCCUGUUCAGAAUAUAAAAUGCAAAUGGCAGUACCACUGGGUGGGACCUCAUCUCCCCUUAGUGAAGACAGCAGCCUCUCUUCAACUGCCUUUUUAGAUCAAGGUCAACACUAUUGCUAA
Orycteropus afer afer is the source of this 2928-nucleotide messenger RNA. The record is from RefSeq and is a predicted model, not a curated record. NCBI's taxonomy places the organism in Eukaryota, Metazoa, Chordata, Mammalia, Tubulidentata, Orycteropodidae.